GCGCCGGCGGGUCGUCCCAGAGCCCCCCUUGCGGUCGGUGCGGCCCGGCGGCGGGGACCUUGGGAGCCCGGGAGUCCGCUGCAGCGGCUGCGGGAGGCCCCUGGUCUGCAGCUGCGGUUGCCAGGUAGGCGGGCGUGAGAGGCCCGAUCCUCCUGACUCUCGAGAGGCCAUCCCGUCGCCGGCGGCACAAUGCUGUCCCCUCAGAGGGCUUUACUUUGCAACCUCAACCACAUCCACCUCCAGCAUGUCUCUCUGGGCCUGCACCUGUCCCGCCGUCCUGAGCUGCGGGAGGGGCCCUUGAGCACGUCCCCUGCCCCAGGGGACACCGGGGGCAAGGAGAGCCGCGGCCCCUGCGGCGGGGCCCUGGUGGACGCCAAUUCCAACAGCCCGGCCGUGCCCUGCCGCUGCUGCCAGGAGCCCGGGCCCGGCGCGGAGAACCGGCAGCGCCCGGCCCGGGAGGAGGCGGGGGCCGCGUCCCCCUCGGACCCGGGCUGCUCGUCGUCGCUCAGCUCCUGCUCGGAUCUUAGCCCCGACGAAUCCCCCGUCUCCGUGUACUCGCGGGGCCUCGCCGGCAACGAGCACGUCCGCGCUCGGCCUAGCCCCCCCCUGGAGCAGGGCUCCCCGCUGGCCCCCGCAGGCCCCGGCGCCUGCUCCCCGGACAGCUUCUGCUGCUCGCCCGACUCCUGCUCCGGAGCGUCCUCCCCGCCGGGCCCGGGCCUGGACUCCAACCGCAACGCCCUGACCUGCCUGGAGCCCCCUUCCCCGGCGCUGGAGGAGGAGGACGGGGCUGCGGAGCAGGGCCUCCCCGCCUCCGAGCUCGCAGAGGCGGACGACGGUGGGAAAACCGGCGCUGGGAACACCGAACCCAGCUGGAAAAUAAACCCCAUUUGGAAGAUUGACACGGAGCCGGCGGAAGCCGGCUGGAAAAUCGCGGAGAACAAUAACUCUGGCUGCAAAAUCAGUGGGGACACUAACUCCGGCUGGAAAACGGAACCCGGAAAACUCGACUCCGGGCUUAAAACCGCCACGGGGGUAGCCGACCCCGGCUCGAGAGCUGAUGAGGGGAGAGCCGAGGCGGGGUGCAGGCGUGACGUCAGCGAGGAGCCCGCGGCCCGCAGGACCGUCACGUCCUUCCACGAGCUGGCCCAGAAGCGCAAGCGGGGCCCGGGGCUGCCCCUCGCGCCGCAGGUCAAGAAGGACCGCAGCGACUGGCUCAUAGUCUUCUCGCCCGACAGCGAGCUGCCCCCCAGCGGCUCUCUGGGCGGCUCCCCGGCGCCGCCGCGGGAGGUCACCACUUUCAAGGAGCUGCGGUCCCGGAGCCGCGCCCCGCCCCCGCCGCUGCCGCCCCGCGACCCCCCGGCCGGCUGGGCCCUGGUGCCGCCCCGGCCCCCGCCCCCGCCCGUCCCGCCACGGAGGAGGAAGAACCGGCCCGGGCUGCAGCCCAUCGCCGAGCGGCCGCCCGAGGAGGGCAGGCCGGGCAGCCCCGCGGCGGGAGAUGAGGCCCCGGCCGCCCGGGAGCCGGAGGAGCCUGGCGCGCAGGCCGGCCCCGGUGCCCUCCCGCCGCCGCCGCCGCCCCUCGCACCCCGGGCCGCGGCCGACGCGCGCCCCCUGCUGGAGGGCGCGGGCGCGGCGGGAACCCCGCCUUGGGCCGGCCCGCCCCGCGCGGGGCUGCGGCUGCUGCCGGUCCGCCUGUCCCCGGUGGGCGCGCACUCGCCCCCGGCCCGGGGGGCCCUGCCCUGCCUGGCCAGCCCCGAGCUGGCACUGCUGCUGUCCCCGCUCUUUCCCAGAAGCAGCACCUUCCCCGCCGCGGCCCCCCCGCCCCGCCAGGUGCCCGCCCCCCCGCUGCCUCCGCCGCCGCGCCCGCCGAAGGCCCCCGGCCGGACGAGGAGCCCGCCGCCUCCGCCCAGGCUACCCCGGAGUUCCUGGUCGUUCGCCGGUGCCCCCGGGGCCCAGCGACGGUGGAUGGCAGAAGCCCAGAGUGGGGCCGGCCAGCUGCAGGAGCAGAAGAAAGGGCUCCUGAUCGCCGUCAGCGCCUCGGUGGAUAAGAUCAUCUCGCACUUCGGGGCCGCCCGGAACUUGGUUCAGAAGGCGCAGCUGGGGGACAGCCGGCUGAGCCCAGACGUGGGGCACCUGGUGCUGACCACCCUCUGCCCGGCUCUCCACGCCCUGGUGGCCGACGGGCUGAAGCCGUUCCGGAAGGACCUCAUCACCGGGCAGCGCCGGAGCAGCCCCUGGAGCGUGGUGGAGGCGUCGGUGAAGCCAGGCUCGGGCACCCGCUCGCUGGGGACCCUGUACAGCCAGGUCAGCCGCCUGGCCCCGCUGAGCAGCAGCCGCAGCCGCUUCCACGCCUUCAUCCUCGGCCUCCUCAACACGAAGCAGUUGGAGCUGUGGUUUUCCAGCCUCCAGGAAGACGCAGGCCUGCUGUCCCUCCUCUACCUGCCCACCGGCUUCUUCUCCUUGGCGCGCGGCGGCUGCCCCGGCCUGUCCACCGAGCUGCUGCUGCUGCUGCAGCCGCUGUCCGUGCUCACCUUCCACCUGGACCUGCUCUUCGAGCACCACCACCACCUGCCCCUGGGCCCGCCCCCCGCCGCCCCCGCGCCCGGCGCGCCCCCCGCCCUGCAGCACACGGUGCGCGCCGUCCUGCACUGGGGCGGGCGGCUGGCCCAGAGCCUUCGAGGCGCUUCCGGGGAGACGCCUCCGGGCCCUUCGGCUCCCGCAAACCCCCCCGCACCUGGCGGCUGGUGGGAGCAGCUGACCCAGGCCUCCCGGGUCUACGCGUCCAGGGGCGGCGAGGGCUUCCCUCUCCCGCGGUGGAGGUCCUGGCGACCCGCCGCCGCGGCCGAAGGCGCACAGGACGGACCCCCGCCCGCGGAGGCGGCGGCCCCGGGCAGAGGCGUGUGGCUGGGGAGACUGUUCGGGGUGCCUGGCGGACUCUCGGACGCCGACGGUGGAAGCUUGAAGUCCAGGAGGCCGUCCAGCUGGCUGCCGCCCACAGUGAGUGUGUUGGCCCUGGUGAAGCGGCCGCCGCCCGCCGACACUCUGUCUUCUCCCGAGGAGCUUGAGGCCCCAGCCCCAAGCGCGGCGCCGUCCCGCAGGGCGGUGCGCGCGCUCUGCGACCACACGGCGGCGGCGCCCGGCCAGCUGAGCUUCCGGCGCGGGGAGGUGCUGCGCGUCCUGGGCACCGUGGACGAGGACUGGCUGCGCUGCGGGCGCGAUGGCGCCGAGGGGCUGGUGCCCGUGGGGUACACGUCGCUGGUCCUCUAGGCCGAGGGCCUCUCCGGCCGCGCCCCCCCCGCCCCCCCGGAACAGCGACCUGGGCGGCGCGACGGCGCAGAAGCAUCGGCCUGUCUGCACCACCUGCCCCCCCCCCGCCCCGCGUCCGUCUCUGCUGAUGUGACAGCCGCUCCCCCCGCCCCGACCGCGGCCGCGAGGUGAAAACCGCUCCUCUUCCCACCGCGAAAGGAAUCGCCCUCCGUCUGCCGCCUCUUCCCCCUCAAGGAGCCGCCCCUGCCCCCAGCGCACCAACGCCCCCGCCCCCCCCAAGGGCCGGGACCGCCCCCCCCGCCCCCCCGGAAGGGCCCGGCCUCCUUCCCGCGCAUGGACUCCUCGCGGCGCCCACGUUGCUUGUAUUUAUUCUGUGCCCCGGGCGCCCCUGCCGGGUGGGCCCGCGGUGCCCCGCCCCCCGCCCUCCUCCGUCCCAAUAAAGUGUGGGCGCUGAA
Hyaena hyaena (striped hyena) is the source of this 3719-nucleotide messenger RNA. RefSeq names its product RUN and SH3 domain containing 1 (gene RUSC1). Gene Ontology annotation, molecular function: protein binding. The transcript is spliced from 11 exons. Gene Ontology annotation, cellular component: cytoplasmic vesicle. The record is from RefSeq and is a predicted model, not a curated record. NCBI's taxonomy places the organism in Eukaryota, Metazoa, Chordata, Mammalia, Carnivora, Hyaenidae. Bases 190 to 3264 code for a protein of 1024 amino acids.